GGGAGGGGAAAAAAGAGAAGAGGAGGGGAGGGAAGAAAAGGAGAGGGGAGGAGCCCCCUGGCCGCCAGCAGUCAGCCAGCCCCGCACGCCCAAGCCUUAGACUCCGAGCAUCGGGAGUUUGAGCCCAAGCAGCGCUUGGGGGCUGAGCUGGGAGGGGGCGGUGCUGGAGAAGGGGAGGCAAAGCACGCGGGGCAGCUGAGUUGGUCAAGGGUCCGGAGUGUCGGUCCAGUUGGACGCGGCCUCGAGGAGAAGAGCUUGGUCUCUGCCCUUUUCCCUAGGGCAUUGCCGUCGCACCCCCACCCUUAAGCCUCAUUCAGUGUUCUUCCCCCGCACGACCUCCUAGCGCCAGGAGAGGGAGGCAGCGUUGCGGGGAGGGGGUUCGGGGCAGACUAUGAGGCGCCCACCAUGGUGCGAUGCGACCGCGGGCUUCAGAUGCUGCUGACCACGGCUGGAGCCUUCGCCGCCUUCUCCCUCAUGGCCAUCGCCAUCGGCACCGACUACUGGCUCUACUCCAGCGCGCACAUCUGCAACGGGACCAACCUGACCAUGGACGAAGGCGGCCCGCCCCGCCAAGGAGCCCGAGGCGACCUCACGCACUCCGGCCUGUGGCGGGUCUGCUGUAUCGAAGGGAUCUAUAAAGGUCAUUGUUUCCGGAUCAACCACUUCCCAGAAGACAAUGAUUAUGACCAUGACAGCUCAGAAUAUCUUCUGCGUAUUGUUAGGGCUUCCAGUGUGUUCCCUAUCCUCAGCACUGUCUUUCUUCUGCUGGGAGGUCUCUGCAUUGGUGCCGGGAGGAUUUACAGCAGCAAGAACAACAUCAUCCUUAGUGCGGGGAUCCUAUUUGUUGCAGCAGGUCUGAGUAACAUCAUUGGAAUCAUCGUUUAUAUCUCCAGCAAUGCAGGCGACCCAAGUGACAAGAGAGAUGAAGACAAAAAAAACCAUUACAACUAUGGUUGGUCUUUUUACUUUGGCGCUCUGUCUUUUAUCGUGGCUGAGACAAUAGGCGUCCUGGCUGUAAACAUUUACAUUGAGAAAAAUAAAGAGUUAAGAUUUAAGACCAAACGGGAGUUCCUUAAGACUUCUUCCUCUUCCCCUUAUGCCAGAAUGCCAAGUUACAGGUAUAGAAGGAGGAGGUCCAGAUCUAGUUCCCAAUCUACGGAGGCUUCUCCUUCCAGGGAUGUCUCCCCCGUCAGCAUGAAGAUCUCAAGUUCCAUCCCCAUGGGGGAGAUCUCCAUGUACACCCUAUCCAGGGAGCCCCUGAAAGUGACCACAGCAGCAAGCUACAAUCCAGAGCAAGAUGCUGGUUUCCUCCAGGUUCACAACUUCCUGCAGAAGGAGCUGAAGGAAGGAUUUCAUGUCAGCAUGAUUAAUCGGCGGACCACGCCUGUGUGAGGAGAGUGAAGGAUCUCCUUCCCCUUAAAAAGAAUUCUCAUCUCCUUACUACAAUGGAUCUUUUGAUCAAACAGGAAGAUCCUUAAAAGAACAAAAAGACCAAAAGAGAAAAAAGAAAAAAAAAGAAAAAAACUCAACAGAAACAAAAAAAUUUCCCUGAUCUCCAAAACACAUCAAGUGCUAGUUUUUACAAAUAAGGACCUGGGGAUAUUGGAAUAUGAACAGCAAUCAGAAGCUGAAGGCUGACUUUAAGCAAGGAGGUUGUUCAAAUGCCUUAAGGUGUAGUCAGCCUCGGAAGAAGGCAAAAGUGCUUACCUGAGCCUUCUGGGGUAACUCAGUCUUAUUGAUGCUGGAACACAAAAUUGAGCCAUUAUCUCCUUUUGAAAACAUAACUUGACAGAAGAAUGGGAUUUCCAUGGACCUAUACUUAAUAGCACCCAGCACCACUGGAGAGUCUCCACACCACGCUCCAAUGGAGGGCUAUAGUGGAGAUCACUGCUGCUCCUCAGAACAGUGUUUCACUUGCUUUCUGCGAUGGAGAAGAGGAAACCAAAGCUGCUCUCUCAAUCUCUCUCCCCUUCUCCUCCCUCCCCCCCUUUCUCUCUCUCUCUCUCUC
Molecule: messenger RNA, 2008 nt
Organism: Phascolarctos cinereus (koala)
Lineage: Eukaryota; Metazoa; Chordata; Mammalia; Diprotodontia; Phascolarctidae
Gene: CACNG4
Product: calcium voltage-gated channel auxiliary subunit gamma 4
Biological process (GO): neurotransmitter receptor transport, postsynaptic endosome to lysosome; regulation of AMPA receptor activity; calcium ion transmembrane transport
Cellular component (GO): voltage-gated calcium channel complex; postsynaptic density membrane; AMPA glutamate receptor complex
Molecular function (GO): channel regulator activity; voltage-gated calcium channel activity
Source: RefSeq, a predicted model, not a curated record